AUGACUCGAUCACCCCGUCUCUACUCGUUUGCCGAUGUUGAAARGGACCUGGCGCCGAACCUCCGGAAGUUUGUCCUCGAGUCGCAGAAUGAGGCUCUGAACCGCCACGGCGUCUUCCGCAUAGCUGUGUCUGGYGGAUCCCUCCCCAAAACGCUCGCCAAAGCAUUGCUGGCUCCUUCUAAUGGGAGCAACGAGGAUAAGACCGAGUUCAGCAAGUGGGAGAUCUUCUACGCCGAUGAGAGGUGCGUGCCGCUCAAUCAUGAGGAUUCCAACCACAAGCUUGUCAAGGAGGACUUGCUUGACAAGAUUCCAGAGGAACUGGGUCAGCCAAAAGUGUUCCCCAUUGACGAGAAACUGGUGGAUGAUCCGCUAGAGAUGGCCGACCAGUACGAGAAGACAUUGGUCUCCGUCUUUGCUCAGCGCGAUUCUGUCAAGCUUCCGCUCUUCGACCUCAUCCUUCUGGGAUGCGGUCCAGACGGCCACACGUGCUCGCUGUUCCCCGACCACCCUUUGCUCCGAGAGACCGACGCAUGGGUCUUGUCAAUCUCAGACUCGCCAAAGCCGCCGCCAAACCGUAUUACCCUCAGCCUUCCGGUCGUGAACCACGGCGCAAAGAUUGGCUUUGUGGCCACGGGUGGAGGAAAGAAGGAUAUUAUGAAGAUGAUAUUUGACACGGAGGAAGGAAGGACGUUGCCGUGUGGUUUGGUGAAUGAGGGCGCCGGGGAAAAGGUGUCCUGGUUUUGUGACAAUGCUGCGUUGGAGUUGGUAAACUUUCCGAAGAGAGGAAGCAUGAUCUAA
Molecule: messenger RNA, 798 nt
Organism: Ramularia collo-cygni
Lineage: Eukaryota; Fungi; Ascomycota; Dothideomycetes; Mycosphaerellales; Mycosphaerellaceae
Product: probable 6-phosphogluconolactonase-like protein
Exons: 1
Coding region: 1-798 (265 amino acids)
Biological process (GO): carbohydrate metabolic process; pentose-phosphate shunt
Molecular function (GO): 6-phosphogluconolactonase activity
Source: RefSeq, a predicted model, not a curated record